Phoenix dactylifera (date palm) is the source of this 1976-nucleotide messenger RNA. Its product is annotated as GPI transamidase subunit PIG-U. Lineage: Eukaryota; Viridiplantae; Streptophyta; Magnoliopsida; Arecales; Arecaceae. The record is from RefSeq and is a predicted model, not a curated record. Gene Ontology annotation, cellular component: GPI-anchor transamidase complex; membrane. Gene Ontology annotation, biological process: attachment of GPI anchor to protein.
GAGGUGGAGUACAUUUGCCAUCUCUUUAGUUUGAAAGUAGAACUUUGUGGGUUGAAUUGAUUUUUUUUUUAUCUCCCAAUUUUUAUGGGCAACCACACGAGCCGAAAAGAGUAAAGGAGUUCACCGAAUCGAGCCCUGCAGGCUAUGAAUAGAGACUCAGAGAACUAAAAAUUCUCUCGUCUCUUCCCUCACCGCAGGCAGCGAAGGGACGAUGACGAGGAUCCGGUGCUACUGGGGCUGGGUGGCGGCGGCGAUCGCCUUCAGGAUCCUCCUCAUCUGCUUCCCCAAGAACCUCAAUCUCGGCUCCCGCCCGGAGGUCGCCACCCCUCUCACCAGCCUCCGCCGCCUGGCCGAAGGUUACUGGCUUAAGCAGGCGUCCAUGUCCCCUUACGCAGGGUCUAUGUACCAUGGUUCUCCAUUGCUAUUGUCAAUUCUUGGGCCCUUUACUAUUACAAGAAGUGAAGGGCAACCUGCUUAUUUCUAUUGCAGUUUGAUGUUUGUGAUUGUAGAUUUUGUUACUGCCAUGCUCAUUCGUGCAACUGGCCAGAAACUUAUGUUGAAAUGCCAUCAAAGUUUGCAAUUUCUGAACCUUUCAAAACUGGUAGAAGCUUCAGGAAACGUAGAGGCUGGAAAUUUUGCAUCUCUUGUAUUUCUGUGGAACCCAUUGACAAUAGUCACUUGUGUUGGAUCGACAACAGCACCAAUUGAUAAUUUAAUGGCUGUGUUGGCCAUCUAUGGAGCUUGUUCAUGUUUAGCACCCUUGGCAGCCUUUGGAUGGGUCAUUGCUACACACUUAUCACUUUACCCUGCAAUCCUGAUUGUGCCGCUAAUUCUUCUAUUAGGCCAUGGUCCGGAUGCUCCUCCUUUGAAGUUGUUCCAACAGAAAAAUAAUAGUGCAAGUGGAAGCAGUCCUUCAAGUCAUAGUCAUACUAAGAGUACUCAAACAGGAAUUCAAAUUGAUUAUUUUUCAUGGAGACCAGUUCUUCACUUCUUGUUAUGGGCAUCUAUCUGGUCAUGUUAUGUGUUAGUCUUGAGUAGCAUCUCACUUAAAGGGCUUGGUGGCCUUUUGGAAAUGUUCAAAAAGACUCAUGGAUUUAUUCUUACCGUGGUAGAUCUAUCCCCAAAUAUAGGUGUCUUAUGGUAUUUCUUUGCGGAGGUCUUCGACUUUUUCAGGAAUUUCUUUCUUAUAGUUUUUAACAUGAAUAUACUAUUUAUGCUAUUACCAUUGGCCAUACGUCUGAAACACCGGCCGUGCUUCCUUGCCUUUGUUUAUCUUGCCAUCUCUUCAAUGCUAAAAUCCUAUCCCUCAGUUGGAGACUCAGCUCUAUACUUGGGCCUUUUGGGCCUCUUUGCCAAUGAGUUAGCAGGCAUGCAAUUCUCUUUCUUCCUAUUUUGCGGAUACAUUGGAGUCUCCCUGCUUAGCCCUGUUAUGCACAACCUAUGGAUUUGGAGGGGUACUGGUAAUGCAAAUUUUUACUUUGCCACUGGAAUCGCCUAUGCUUGCUUGCAGACUGUACUGAUCGUUGAGAGUGUGAGCACAAUGCUGAAGUAUGACAGGAUGCUGCGCAAGCAUAUAACAACAUGACAAACCAAGUAUUUGUUGACAUACACGAUGGUUUCAGGGUUUGCUAUGGAUUCCAACAACUGGAUCAGAUUGUCAUGUUUACCUCAAAACCUUGAAAGCAAGUUUAUUUCCUAUUAUGGCCUUAAACAGCAUUAUACCCUUAAGUGCGGAGCUAUGCAAGGAGAUGCUCCAUUGCAUUUUCCACCACUUAUGGGAGAUUUUUGGCUUUUCAUUUUUGGGGUUGAGGAGUAAAAGAGGCUUGCAAGAAAAUCGUAUUGGAGUCUGAAAGUAACCGGCUGGCUAUCGAGCAUGACCAAGAAAGGCUAGAAGAUUGACUAGCUGCCACUGAUUAGAAUUCCUUGAAUAUAUCUUCUGGUGGACUGUUAUACUUAUGUAGAUGUGGUUUAUUUUA